Drosophila hydei is the source of this 806-nucleotide messenger RNA. RefSeq names its product protein lethal(2)essential for life (gene l(2)efl). NCBI's taxonomy places the organism in Eukaryota, Metazoa, Arthropoda, Insecta, Diptera, Drosophilidae. Bases 86 to 655 code for a protein of 189 amino acids. The record is from RefSeq and is a predicted model, not a curated record. The transcript has 3 exons. Gene Ontology annotation, molecular function: protein folding chaperone. Gene Ontology annotation, biological process: protein refolding; response to heat.
AUGCUCCACAAAAAACCUGCAGCCGCGAAACGGAAAACACGAGAAAAAUUCUAUAAUUCGUGACCAAUUGGAUUAAUUAGCAAAGAUGUCCGUAGUACCUCUAAUGUUUCGUGAUUGGUGGGACGAGCUUGACUUUCCAAUGCGCACCUCGCGCCUGCUGGAUCAGCACUUUGGUCAGGGUCUAAAGCGUGAUGAUCUUUUGUCGUCCGUCUGGAACUCUCGUCCCACUGUGCUGCGCUCUGGCUAUCUGCGUCCUUGGCAACGUUCCGUCAACAGUUUGCAAAAACAGGAAUCGGGCUCCACUCUGAAUAUCGACAGCGAGAAGUUCGAAGUGAUUCUCGACGUGCAACAGUUUUCGCCGAAUGAGAUCAAAGUGAAAGUUGCGGAUAAAUUUGUCAUAGUCGAGGGCAAGCACGAGGAGAAACAGGACGAGCAUGGCUUUGUAUCCAGACAGUUCUCCAGACGCUAUCAGCUGCCAGCUGAUGUCAAUCCAGACACAGUCACCUCCUCGCUGUCUUCGGAUGGUCUGCUGACCAUUACGGCGCCCAUGAAGACACUGCCACCGCCUUCCACGGAGCGCCUGGUGCAAAUCACACAGACUGGACCCUCCUCCAAGGAGGAUAAUGCCAAGAAGGUCGAAACAACAACGCAAUAAACGACACGGGCUAUUCAACUGUUAGCUGUUAUUGUUUAAAGAAGCCUUACGAGCAAUUAUCACGCCUUUUUUAUACCAAUGUGAGAACUAGAAUAAGUUUAUAUGACUAUAAUAUUGGAAGUCUUAAAUAUAUAUAGAAUGAAAAAUGAAA